Messenger RNA from Coregonus clupeaformis (lake whitefish), 1323 nucleotides. Its product is annotated as rab11 family-interacting protein 1-like. The transcript has 3 exons. Gene Ontology annotation, biological process: regulated exocytosis. The record is from RefSeq and is a predicted model, not a curated record. The annotation marks the transcript as partial. Gene Ontology annotation, cellular component: intracellular membrane-bounded organelle. Gene Ontology annotation, molecular function: small GTPase binding. Lineage: Eukaryota; Metazoa; Chordata; Actinopteri; Salmoniformes; Salmonidae.
UCCAUACGUAAAGGUUUUUAUCUGGCGCGGUACACAAAUGUAUCUACUUCUAUUCAACAAACCGAAACGUUUCUAGACGGUAUUUGUUUUCCCAGGGCUAAACCGCAGGUGUCAGCCAUGUCUCUAUCAGACCAGAGUCAACAGUGGUAUCCCACCAGCGUACAGGUAACUGUGCUUCAGGCAAGAAGCCUGAAGAUAAAGGGGAAAAAUGGCACCAACGACGCAUACGCCAUCAUGCAAGUGGCCAAGGAUAAAUUCGCUACAUCGGUGGCAGAGAAGAGCGUGGCACCGGUGUGGAAAGAGGAGGCCACGUUCAAGCUGCCGCUCUUCCACAACGGUAACACAGAAAAGUGUACAUUGCACGUCCACGUAAUGCACCGGGCUCUCAUGGGACCAGACAAGUUGCUCGGCCAAGCAGUCAUCAACCUGUUGGAGCUCAGCGAGGUUAAAUCCCGCAAUAAGACUGAAUGGCAUAAACUGCUGGACAAGGCAGGCAAGCCAGACAAAGACAGGGGAGAGGUGCUGGUGGACAUCCAGUUUACGAAGAACAACAUGACAGCCAGCAUGUUCAACCUCUCUGCUACAGACAAGCCACGCUCCUGCCUGGGCAAGUUCAAGGAGAAGGUGCGAAGCAAAAAGGAGGGUCUGUCGGAUUGUGCGUCUGCCGUGGUGCCGUCCUUCACCCAGGUUCUGAUGGACAGCGAGGGGGAGGGAGAGGGGGUGGGAGAGGGGGUAGGGGAGGGCGGUGCAGACAAAGAAGAGAAAAACAAGAAAAACAAGCCGAAGUCUCUGUUUUCUCCCAAGUCUAACCUGCAACGUCACGGACUGUCUCAGUCCAUGUCUGUCCUGGGCCCUAUGCCUGAGAAGAACUCCUCACUGAGUGGCAGCCGCUCCACAGGCCUCAAUGUGGACUCCACUGAAGGUAAAAAUAAAUUAAAGUUUCUGACCCAUAAGCGAACAGGCAGUUCCCUGUCCCUGGUGCGCUAUAAGAUUCCUGCCCCGCUUGCAAAGCAGAGUAACCUGUGCAUCAAUGGCGCUCACAUGUACACAGAGAAGCCCCAGCCCCGGAGCGCCCGCACCGGCUCCAACUUUAGCCUGGCCAGCUCAGGCCACAGCUCCAUGGAAGACCUCCGCAGGGCCCAGUGCCGUAAGAGCUCCGGCACCUCCAUGGACUCCUUGAAGCAGCCCUCACCCUGGGCAGAGGAAGAGAGCAGCAGUGCAGAGGAGGAAGAGGACGAUAGGGUUAAGAUGGAUGAGGAGAGGAAGAGAAAGGAAAAGCAGGAGAGUAAGAAGUUAGACGAGGAGGAAGGAGGAAGGAAGGAG